UGGGGCUCCCCACAAGCUGUUCUUCCCCAUGGCAUCACCAUGCAUCCAAGAGGGGGCAACUUUAAGAGGUCAAAAAUGCCCUUUUGAAAUGCCAGGAAAGUUUUUCUACAUACAUGUAACCUAAAAAUAGGGCUCGGGUGUGCAUUUCCCAGCAGGGUCCUCUGGGCAUUUAGCAGCAGUGAGAUCUGAGCUCUUGUUAUGGACAUUUUGAUGGUGCCCAACUUGCACUCAGGACUGGGAACAUCACACUGGGAUGUCACUGCUGUGGUAGCUGCAAGCUGAAAUAAGUGAGAACUGGAGCUGGUCAUCAUCCAUUCCCAUCCCAUUCCAUUCCCAUCCCCUUCCCCUCCGUUCCCACACCCCCAUACUGGGCUGGGAGGAAACUUGGGACUUGGGGCUUUGGUGUAGGGCAGCCACAAGGGGACGUAGAAUCACUGCUUCACCUCACAGCUUGGGUGAACACGGGAGUCUGGCUCCUGUGGGGUAUGAGGAUGUCCUGUGCUCAGUGGGGACAUGGACACACAAGGAAGGAGAUGCUGUUUCCUAAGCAUCCCUGUGGCUCAGUGCAGGGAUAAGGCAGACCAACGUAUUAUUUCUUCCUCUGGCUGCACUCCCCUGUUUCCCCACUCACAUCCGUCCUCCCAGCUGCGGAAGCCUUUUUUUUUGCCUAGAAAAGCUGCAUUUGAAGGUUUUUUGCUGUUCUCUCCGCUUCCUGUUGCCGUCCCAAGAACAACAGCCCUGACCUCAUCCUGGCGAUGUGCGGGGCCGCCCUGGGCUCAGCCCUAUGGGGGUCCCCAGCCGAGCACAGCUGCAUGAAUCACAGCUUUUUGGAUUAUUUGGGGCAGUUCCUGCGCUCAUUUUUAUGGAGGGCAUUGCCAUCUGGAGAGUCCGGGACUGACCAGGCGCUGGUUUAUGCACUAACCAUGGCGUUUUCCAAUUCAUCUGACUACUCUGAUGAUUCUGAUAUCUAUGACUACUUGGAUUACACCUACGAAGAGCCAGGCAGCGUGUGGACAGGCCCUUCCUAUGACCCAAAGGACAUUGCAAGGAUCCUCUCUGUUGUCAUCUACAGCGUGUCCUGCGUGCUGGGCAUCCUGGGGAAUGGCCUUGUCAUAGCCAUCAUCACUCUGAAGAUGAAGAAGUCAGUCAAUGCCAUUUGGUUCCUCAACCUGGCCGUCGCUGACUUCCUCUUCAACAUCUUCCUUCCCAUAAACAUUGCGUACACGGCCAUGCGCUACAACUGGAUCUUUGGGACCGUCAUGUGCAAGCUGAACUCCUUCCUCCUCAUCCUCAACAUGUACACCAGUGUCUUUCUGCUCACCACCAUCAGCUUUGAUCGCUACGUGUCGGUGGUUUUCCCCGUCUGGUCUCAAAACCAUCGGUCCACCAACCUGGCAUGUAUGGUUUGCCUGAUCAUCUGGAUGGUUGGUAUCAUCAUGAGCUGCCCUUCUCUUGUCUUCCGAGAUACAGCACAAGCCCGCAACUCUAUCAUUUGUUUCAGCAACUUCUCCCUGUCCAGAAAUAGGUCUUACCAAGCACUGGCAUUAGUGAGACACCGAACGGUGAACAUCACCAGGCUCUUUGCUGGAUUCCUCUUGCCCAUCUCUAUCAUCACCUUCUGCUACAUCUCCAUUGCCUUCAGCCUGCGGCGAAACCGCCUUGCCAAGUCCAAGAAGCCCUUCAAGAUCAUUGUCACCAUCAUUGUCACCUUCUUUCUGUGCUGGAGCCCCUACCACCUGCUGAACAUCCUGGAAACAGAGCCCGACCUGAUCCCACGCUCUGUGUUUGAGAUUGGCAUCCCCAUCACCACGGCACUUGCUGCCUCCAACAGCUGCAUGAACCCUGUCCUCUAUGUCUUCAUGGGCCAGGACUUCAAGAAGUUCAAGGUGACCAUCCUUUCCAGGCUGGUGAAUGCACUCAGUGAGGAGACUGGCCACUCCAGCAUCGUGCACAGAAGCUUCUCCAAGAUGUCUUCAAUGACAGAAAAGGAGACAACUGUCCUCUAAGCCUGGAUGCUCAUGGGUUGGCUGCAGUCCUCCAGGUCCACCCAUGUCUAGCACCAUGAUGGAAUGGGCAUGGUCUCACACAAACAGUGCAUACUUGGACUGAUUGCAUUGCCUAGGCAUGGAGACCUCUGUGUGUGUGGCCUGUGCUCCUUGGCCAAGGCACUCCUUUAUUUUCUAGAGACAGCUGCAACUUGGAAGAGAUAUAAGCAUCAGUUUGUGCUACCUGGAGGUGCCCAUGGAUGGACAGCCUGUCCCAUCUGGAGGUGACAAGGGCUGGGUUAUGGGGUGCACUGUGAGGACAGCAUGUGCUGGACAGUCUUUUGUUUGUCUGUUUUGCUUUAUCACAAAAGCAGUGAGGUAAAACAGGUGAUUUUUCUUGUUAUGGGAUGUGCCUGAGGGGGCACCUUGGCUUCCUGAAUGGGUGAGUGCCACCCACUGUGGCAAUAGAGUGACACUGUGCCCUAUGUAUGCAUAUAGCCACUUAUUUUAAGUCCUGACAUAUAUUGGUACUAGAGCUAUGUUUCUAACUGUGAUGUGAGUACUGUGUACCCAGCAGAGAAUGCUGCAGUAAACACAAUGCUCACCCAAGGGCUCAGCCCCACUGCAGUGCCUCUUUCUGUGCCCAGCAGAGCAGUGCCACAGGGAUGUGGGAUGGUUCAUGGGCUCAGCCAAGUGGAAAGAUGGCAGCAAAAAGGGAGAGAUAUGUCCUGGAGGAUCCUUGUGGAGUGCCCUGGUAAUGGCCAUUUGAACCAGUGUCUCUAUCCAAUUUCAUGCACAGUUAAUUUGGGAGGUAAUUCACGAGUUGGGCUGCUUGGCUGUGACAAGCAGGUGGACACCGGUGUCACCCUUAUUUAUGGGCUGAUUUCUUUGUGUCACCCACAGUGCCUGCAGUUCCCAGGAGAAGGAGGAGGAAGGGCCACGUCCUCACAGUAGGGGUGACACACUGGGUGUUUGGGCAGCAUGGUUGGGGACUCCAGCUUGAGUCUGGGAUAUUAAUUAAAAACAAAAGUUGGGUGCAGGAUGGGGGGGGCACAGCCAUGUCAUAUUCUUGCCCCCAGUAGGAACAGGGAUGCUCUCGCUGCAUUUUGGUGGCUGGGUUUUGUGAGCCCGUUUGUUAUCCCUGUAAAUAGCUUUAACCAAACCUUGGUGACUUGCUACAUAACCUUGGGUUAAACCAUCAUUGCAGACAGCUUUGGAAACCUAAUAUUUGCGUUCAUCUUUGUAGGUGUUUGCCUAUUUAAUGCAAAACCUGUUUUACAUACCAAUACCCCACUAUGUCUUGGAGCAGGGAAGGAACACAAGCUUUUCAGCUUCUUCCCAGAGCAUGUGAGUGAUUCCCAGUGCUGAAAUGGGGGAGGCAGGGAAGCAGUGGGGCCAGGCUGGGGUCACGUCCUGCCUUUGGGCUGUGACAGCUCCAGCAGCACCCCAUUAUCAUUGUUACCCCUUUAAUAUGGUCCCAGAAUGGUUCUUUAGGAAAGAGAAAGGAGAAACUGACAGUCCUUCCCCCAUGCUUGUGUCACCCCAACAUGUUUUCUAUCAGAUGGAAUCUGGCGAACGCUCUGUUCUGCUGAUUAAAAUAGGAGUUAUUAAUGACAGCAGUGGGCUCAGCUGUGGACUGGGAGUGCUGAGCAUCCCACCCGACUCCCACUGCAGCUCCAUGUGUUGUGAUUGGGAUCUGGCACACAUGCACCGGGUGCAUUUGUGGGUGAAGGCUUUAUGUCUGCACACAGCAGGAGAGAUCCAGGAGCUGGGACACAAACCCCCAGCCCUUGGACGCCUUGGACCCUCUUCACCAUUCCUGGAUUACUGUCUAUGUACCACUGAACCCACAAUCUCCAUCCCUUGGGAUUCCCCCAUCUUUAUCUCUGUGUUGCAAGUUCCCAUCCCAUCCCUGGGACCUUCAGUCACCACCCCUAGCACCCUUUAUGCUCCCUCCCCACUUUCUCCCAUCUCCCCAUAACUUCAGGGGCUGGAUCUCAUUUCACGCAACCAUUUGGGAAAUUACUUGCAGAAUAUACCAAAAUCAUUUCUGUAGAACACAUUACCGUCCUUUAAUGACUGCUCUUUUUCAAUUAGCUGUCACAGCUUCGAAAUAAAGCUGUGCUUUACUUCGCUAAUAAAUCACACCCUUUAUUUGGAAAUGGAUUUAAGGAAAGGGGGAAAAAAAAGAGAAUAAACAUGCUAUCAUCUCCCUUUCCCCAGUGCCAGGCGGGCUGGAGCCACGUUUAAAUUAUCCCCAGUGCAUUCAGGCAGAUCAUCAACAGUAAAUUUUACAGAAAAUAGUAAAAACGAUAAAUAAACAUGCUGCUUUUGUAGGA
Molecule: messenger RNA, 4324 nt
Organism: Coturnix japonica (Japanese quail)
Lineage: Eukaryota; Metazoa; Chordata; Aves; Galliformes; Phasianidae
Source: RefSeq, a predicted model, not a curated record